GCAUUAGGCUGAUAUGAGCGAUUAGCCUGAAAAGUGGCCGCUAAGGCUGCACGUUAAGGUUUUCGAUGCUCACGCAUAUGGAGCCAAUUUCUGAAGCACCAUGGAUAAAUACACUAAGGUGAACAAAAUAGGUGAAGGAUCUUUUGGAAAGGCAGUCCUUGUUAGAUCAAAAAAGGAUGGCAAACAGUAUGUCAUUAAGGAGAUCAGCAUCUCAAGGAUGUCCAAUAAAGAGAGAGAAGAAUCGAGAAGAGAAGUGGAAGUUCUAGCACACAUGAAACAUCCCAACAUAGUACAAUAUAGAGAAUCAUUUGAAGAAAGUGGCUGUCUGUACAUAGUCAUGGAUUAUUGUGAGGGAGGAGAUCUUUACAAAAGGAUCAACAACCAAAAAGGAGUUUUAUUCUCAGAAGAUCAGAUUUUAGAUUGGUUUGUACAGAUCUGCUUGGCAUUGAAGCAUGUUCAUGAUAGGAAGAUUCUUCACAGGGACAUAAAAUCACAGAAUAUCUUUUUGACCAAAGAUGGAACAAUACAAUUAGGAGACUUUGGAAUUGCAAGAGUUCUAAAUAGCACUGUAGAACUUGCAAGGACCUGCAUAGGUACACCGUAUUAUCUGUCUCCUGAGAUUUGUGAAAAUAAGCCUUAUAACAAUAAAAGUGACAUAUGGGCAUUGGGCUGUGUUCUAUAUGAAAUGUGCACACUUAAGCAUGCUUUUGAGGCUGGAAACAUGAAAAACUUGGUUCUGAAGAUAAUCCGUGGGACAUAUCCUCCUGUAUCUUUACACUAUUCCUAUGACUUACGCAAUUUGAUUGCACAGUUAUUUAAAAGAAAUCCUAGGGAUAGACCUUCUGUGAACUCCAUAUUGGAGAAACCAUUUGUAGUUAGAAGAAUUGAAAAAUUGCUUACACCACAGCUUCUUGCUCAGGAAUUCAGUCAUGCCGUUGUUCAUAUUCAGCCUAAACCUAAUGUGAUGCCUGUAAAGCGGUCUGCACCAGGCCCAGCUUCUGCUUCUGUGGCUCCUGCUCAAAAAAUAACAAAACCAGCAGCAAAGUAUGGAGUGCCUUUAAAUGUACAGAGAUCCAGAGAUGUAGUAAAGAAGUCUGGUGGUCGCAAGCCUUUAGUGAAGCAUAAACAGGCCCAGCCAGCUGCCAUGAAGAAAGUGAGUCAGGAUGAGGAAAGGAGGAAAAAGUAUGAGGAAUUUGUCAGGAAGAGAAGACUUGAAUUAAUGGAAAAGGAUAGGAAGCAAAGAGAACAUUUGCAUCUAUUAAAGGCAGAGCAAGUAAAGAAAUUCGAAAGAGAAAAGGUGAAUCGAAUAAAUCGGGCCAGGGAGCAAGGAUGGAAACCUGUUCUUAGCUCUAGUGGAGGUGGUGAUGGCAAGGCUGCUUUUCUUGGGGGAAGAUAUGGUGGCGGCGGCAUUGGCAUUGGUGGUGGUGGUGGUGGUGGUGGGUUUGCACCAGUGCUUGGACCAGCAUGUAACCGAGGACAGUAUGAACACUUUUACGCAGCACUUGAUCAAAUGCAACGAAAAGAUGACAUGAAACCAAAUGAAGUUUCUAGAUCAGAGUCUCCUGCACCAGAACAUGUUGUCUACAAUGAUCCUCAGCCAUUACCUAAUUCAGAUGCCUUUAGAAAAGAGUUAAAACGUCUGGAGAUUGUAUCAAGAAAUGCCAAUGCAAACAGACAAAGAGGACAAGCAGCUGCAGAACAAGCAAAGCAGGUGGAGGAGUUUUGGCAAAGGAAGCGAGAGGCUAUGUUAAACAAGGCCAGAGCAGAAGGGCAACUGGGUGCCCUGCAAAAACUGGCAGCUAUCUAUGGAGGCAAGCCUAAUUCUGCAGGUGGUGGAAAAACCAGAAACAAAGAAGAAGAGGAAUAUUUAGCUCGACUUCGACAAAUUCGACUUCAAAAUUUCAAUGAACGUCAACAGAUCAAAGCCAAGCUUCGAGGUGAAAAGAAUGACAGUGACUUGUCAGAUGGUCAGGAAUCAAACGAUGAAUCAGAAUUGAGACGGAAGAAAAUUGAAGCACUAAAGGUCCAAGCAAAUGCCCGAAUGAAGGAACAGGUGGAAAAGAAGAGACGAGAAGCUUAUGAAAGGGAGAAAAAAGUUUGGGAAGAGCAUCUGGAAGCUAAAGGAUUCAAAGUUGUCCCAGUUUUACCUUCUCAAGCAGCUGUGGAACAAGGACAACAGGAAAUGUCAAGUAAACCUGGCCCGUCUGUAAAAGUGGUUGCACCAGUAAUAUCUAUGACUGCUGCCCUGAAAGAUGUAGGUGCUGGUGACGUAAUGCCAGGAAUCACAGUGGAGGACAGCAAGAAGCCAGAACCAUCAUGCCCACAGAGUGACAAAAGAGAAAUUCUGCGACGGCUGAAUCAGAAUCUUAAGACUCGGCAAGUGUCAGAUGAGGAAGAGAGUAAAUCCCCGGUAAUUCUUCAGGCUUCACCGAGUGUUCCUCAUCAAUGUGACAUGAAGAAAGAGGAAAAAAUAUGCCCAGCAGGUGACAGAAAGAAAUGGGAAGCGCAUCCACAGGCUGUUAUUCCUGUAGCACAGUUGACAAUGGAGGAGACUGGUUUGCCUAUGACAGAGAAAACUAUUGGAGAAGUCAUCAAACUGCAGGCCAUGGAGCCAUCAAGACGAGAGUGGGGAAAAUGUCCUGAUGUCAGUGUUCUGAAAGUACUGGAAGAAGCGAAACUACAGCCACAGACACUAAUGUUACAAGAUGCUGCACUUGGUAAAACUGAAAUCAGCAUUCAGAAGACAGAUGAAACAGUAAAAAUUAAGGAGACAGAAACUGUAUGGAAUUCAGAAACUGGCAAGCAGGCAACUGAAAUUAUCAAAAGAGACUCAAAGCAUGAAGAUACUACAGAGGCAAAAUCCUCAACAGAUUUAGACUUGGCACCUGAACCUGUGAAGCCAUCUGAUGGACUUGACGACCCAGAAGAUUUGGAAGCAGAAGUGCUUGAAGAAGUUGGCACAAAGGAGUCUGAUUCUGAGCACUCAAAAACAUUACAUGUGGCCAUCAACGCAUGGGAAAAGGAAUCAGAAUCCCUAAAUGUUAAGCCUCAAGAAUUCGGCCUUGUCCAAGAGAAUCAUAGUCAAGCACAUACAGAGCAAGAAGAUGAAACAAACCACACAACAGAGGAGCAAACAGCCAAAGAAAUGACCUCUGAUGAAAACCAGGGAUUAGAACCCCUGUUUCAGAGGAUAACUACAGCAGCAUACAAAAGAACAGUAGCUUUAGCAAUCUUGUCUGCACAAUCUUCGCUGGAUGAGUCAGUGACAUCACGCUCUCGUUCUGUAUCACCGGUAAAAUCUAAAGAUAAGGACUCUCUACUGAUUGGAUUAUCUACUGGCCUUUUUGAUGCAAAUAAUCCUAAGAUGCUUCGCACUUGCUCUCUUCCUGAUCUGAACAAGCUUUUUAGAACUUUUGUAGUAGAUCCAAACCCACCAGAAGAUAUGCCAGAGGAUAAUCUUGAAAUAGAAGAUUUGGAAGAUGAACCAAAUAAAGAUGAAAGGAACAUCAGUUUUGAAGAUACAAUGUUUGAGGAACCUGACGAAGAUUUAACAGCACUGCAGGCUUCAAUGGAAAGACUGCUGCAGGAACAUCCAAGUGAGGAGUACAGUGAAGAUGAUGAUGUUGCAUUCAAUAAAAAUCAUGCAGAUGCUGUUGAUGGUACUGAAGCUGACAUCAAUGGAGUCAGUGAUGGAGAGGAAGAUAACCGCCUCAGCACUGAGAGUGAUCUUAAUGAAGAGUGGCAUUCAGAUGACUCUGAUGUUGAUGCUGCAAGUGAUGGUGAUCAAGAUAGUAUUUUCAGCCGACUAGAAGCACUAAGGCUCAACCUGGAACAAGAAAUGGGUUUUGAGAAUUUCAUUGAGGCCUACAAUAAAAUAAAGGCUAUACAUGAAGAUGAAGAUGAGAACAUUGACAUUGGUUCCAGUAUAGUGAAGAGUAUUCUCGGCAAUGAACAUUUGCACUUGUACCCAAAGAUCCUUCACCUUGUAAUGGCUGAUGGAGCAUAUCAAGAAGAUAACAAUGAAUAGAAAUGGAUGUGGAGGAUGGCUCACCCCCUGGUACUUUAGAUGGCAAGCAUCAGACCUUUGGUGCAGUGCAUUGAUGUAAUGCUUAAGGGUACUGGCUUCAUGCAUUUAGUUUUUUCAUUUCAUGUCAAAGGACAGGCUCACAGCAAAUUAUUUUUUUCACAUCCAGUAAAAUGUAUUUGUUAUGGUAACUUUAGAUGAUUCACGCUAUUAUAAAAGAUUGUACCCCUAUAAAUAGGGCAUCUAUGCAGUAGAAUGUGUUUUUAAAGGAAAAAAGCCAAAACCAUGAAUGUUUAGUAAUACUGAAAGCAGGAAUCUCAGGCUACAUACAGCCAGUCUUCCAGUGUUUUUCAUUCAUAUUCUGCUCAUAAGUAAACAGUAACAAUAUGGUAAGAUUAAAAAUGUAUACCUUUCAACAAUAUGGAAAAUAUUGAAUUAAAGCAAAGUAUGUGGUGAUAAUGUGCACAUUGAAAGCUUCUGUUUGAAGCUGAGAAGUGCUUAAAUUUAAACAACAGGUCUUGUAUGUAACUUUACAAAUAUUAACGCAAACAUUGUGUAUAAAAGGUUCAACAGUUAUUUAUAUAUAUAUACAGUAUAUAUAAAAAUAUGUGUAGUGAACACCACAGAAUGGAUUAAAAAUGUACAUUAUUAAAACCUAAUAUGUAAUAGAUAAAUUUAUACCAAAUAAAUACAAUUUUGUUAAAUAUU
Molecule: messenger RNA, 4732 nt
Organism: Polypterus senegalus (gray bichir)
Lineage: Eukaryota; Metazoa; Chordata; Cladistia; Polypteriformes; Polypteridae
Gene: nek1
Product: NIMA-related kinase 1
Exons: 35
Coding region: 101-4027 (1308 amino acids)
Biological process (GO): protein phosphorylation
Molecular function (GO): ATP binding; protein kinase activity
Source: RefSeq, a predicted model, not a curated record